This is a messenger RNA of Staurois parvus, 387 nucleotides long. The record is from the annotation of a GenBank genome assembly. Lineage: Eukaryota; Metazoa; Chordata; Amphibia; Anura; Ranidae.
UCCUUAAAUACAACCCCUGCAAUCAGCUUCAGGUGUUUGGCUGACUGCAGGGGUGAGUCUCUGAUUGCUGAGAGCACCCGCUGGCCAGCCCUGGUACUGCAGCCCACAAGGCAGGUGAGUCCCACCAUUAUUGGCAAGUCCAUUCCUGACACUGUCCAUAAUUUUAAAGGGUGCCUCGGGACUGUCCAUAAUUUUAAAGGGUACCUCGCGACUGUCCAUAAUUUUAAAGGGUGCCUCGGGACUAUCCAUAAUUUUAAAGGGUGCCUCGGGACUGUCCAUAAUUUUAAAGGGUGCCUCGGGACUGUCCAUAAUUUUAAAGGGUGCCUUGGGACUGUCCAUAAUUUUAAAGGGUGCCUUGGGACUGUCCAUAAUUUUAAAGGGUACCUU